Bursaphelenchus xylophilus (pine wood nematode) is the source of this 2139-nucleotide messenger RNA. The record is from the annotation of a GenBank genome assembly. Lineage: Eukaryota; Metazoa; Nematoda; Chromadorea; Rhabditida; Aphelenchoididae.
AUGCUCAGCGGCCCGAAUGUUUUGGCUGAAAGUGAGUGUUUCUCCCCCGAGUUCGUCGAUUUUUUUCAAUUUUUACUUUUUUUUGAUUUCGGUCUUCAGUCGAACUCUUCCGGUUUCUUGGUACAAUCGCCUUGUAUGUGGCUGUGUUCUCGGCAAUCUGGCUGAAUUGUGGAGGGAAAAAGAAGCCCGCCAAGCCGUCCGACAACAAGCCCGCAGCGGGCAAGGGAGCGGCCGCGGAGAAGAAACCGGCGGUGAGUUGGAUUUUCAGGGUUUUUUUAGAUUUUUUAUUUAUUUUUUGGGAUUUUUUAUCUUUUCCAGCCCAAGAAUGACGAUCCGAAAGAAGAAAGCAAGAUGAAAAAGCCCGAGGAGAAGAAGGAAAAGAGCAAGAAGAGUGAGAAGAGGAGCGAGAAGAGCAAGGUUAAGAGCAAGAGUAAGAAGGAAAAACAGGAAUCGAAGAAGGAGGAAGCCGAUGAAAAGGUGAGAAAUUUUGCGUUUUUUGAACCUUUUCCCACGCUUGUCGCCAAUGCACAGUGCAUUUUGAACUUUUUCCCACACUUGUCGCCAACGCACAGUGCAUUUUGAACUUUUUCCCACGCUUGUCGCCACCGCACAGUGCAUUUUCUCUCUUUUUGCACAGUGCAAACUUCAAAAAACCCGUUUGCACUGUGCAAAUUCUCGCGCAGAACCGCGGCGACGCAGUUGGGAAAAGCUUACGUCGCAGCGACAUUUUCGAUGCACGGUGCGAAAACAAAAAAAGGAGGAAGCGCACGGUGCAAAAAAGUCGGGGAUUUUUGUGCACAGUGCGUGCCGCGACAAGCGAUAUUUGGAUUGCACAGUGCAAAACCAAAAAAGGUGAAAUGCACGGUGCAAAAGAUCGGGGAGGUUUGUGCACGGUGCAGACCGCAACAAAAUGUCCAUGCACUUUAUGAAAAUAACAGUCUGUCGGGAAAAUAAUGUGGAUUUAGCGCGUCUUGGAAUCGCACAUCAUCGCUUGUCCUAAUAUAUUAUAUUUGCAUAUUUUACAGUGAUAAUUCGGGUUUUUUUUCAGAAGGAACCCGACGAAAAAGAGGGCAAAGAAGAGGAGAAAAAGGAAGAGGGCGAAGAAAAGGAGAAAUCCAAGAGCAAGAGCAAGAAGGGCGGAGAAAAGGAGGAAAAGAAGGAGGAUGAGAAACUGGUGCCGGUCAAGAAACAGCUCGGAAAGAAGGAGCAGGAGAUUGUCCAAGGAGCCAAGAGAAAGAAGGGAGAUUAUCCUACCGUAAGUUUUUAUUUUUGCAUGAAUCUUACUGUAAUUUUAUCAAAAAUAUGAUUAUCAGUCUGUCGGGAAAAUAAUGAGCAUGUCACUACGAGUGAAAAACAAUUUGAUUUUGCCGAGACAAAAUUAAUUUUCUCGGCGACGAUGCGAUUUUCGAUGCGAUGGAGUGAUCAUUAUUUUCCCGACAGAUUGAUUCUAGUCCGUUCGUAAAGUCGCCGGAGUGAUUUCGGCGACAUGCACUGUGCAAAAAAAAGUCGGAGAACGUGCACUGUGCAAAAAAUCCGAAAAAACCUUAUUGCACGGUGCAAAGAAAUACAAAUUGCACAGUGCAGUGUGAGCGACACUCGAAAAAGCCUGUUGCACGGUGCAAAAAGCAACAAAUUGCACUGUGCAAUGCGAACGAAAGGCACGUCGAAAAAACUUAUUGCACGGUGCAAAAAGCAAGAAAUUGCACAGUGCAGUGCGAGCGACACCCGAAAAAACUUAUUGCACUGUGCAAAGAACAACAAAUUGCACUGUGCAAUGCGAAGGGCACCUCGAAAAAAGCUUAUUGCACGGUGCAAAAAGUAACAAAUUGCACAGUGCAGUGCGAGCGACACCCGAAAAAAGCUUAUUGCACUGUGCAAAGAACAACAAAUUGCACAGUGCAGUUCAAGCGACACAUGAAAAAGCUUAUUGCACGGUGCAAUGUUAACUUUUUUUGCACAAUGCAUGUCGCAAAAAUCACUCCAGCGACUUGCGAACGACUGAUUGGAUUUGAAUUUCAGAUGGACGACGUCUUGUCCGACUGGGACUCGAAGAAGGAGGGCGAAAAGAAGACCAAGGAGGCCAGCAAGGACCUCACCGACCUCGAGUCCAAGGAAAAGGAGGACGACAAGAAGGAAUGA